Molecule: messenger RNA, 2783 nt
Organism: Pseudoliparis swirei
Lineage: Eukaryota; Metazoa; Chordata; Actinopteri; Perciformes; Liparidae
Gene: tgfbi
Product: transforming growth factor, beta-induced
Exons: 15
Coding region: 1-1941 (646 amino acids)
Source: RefSeq, a predicted model, not a curated record
AUGUGCCCUCGUGUCCUCAUAUGUCCCCUCGUGUCCUCUUAUGUGCCCUCGUGUCCUCAUAUGUCCCCUCGUGUCCUCUGCAGGGUGAUCACCUAUGAGUGCUGUCCUGGUUAUGAGAAGAUCCCUGGAGAGCGGGGCUGUCCUGCUGCGCUGCCUCUGGUGAACAUCUACAACACGCUGGGCGUGGUGGGCGCCUCCACCACCCAGAUGUACGUGCAGCGGGCGGAGCUGCGGCCGGAGGUGGAGCGGCCGGGCAGCUUCACCUUCUUCGCCCCGAGCAACGAGGCGUGGGCCGCCCUGCCCGUGGAGAUCCUGGACGCUCUGGUGAGCAACGUGAACAUCGAGCUGCUCAACGCGCUGCACUACCACAUGGUGGAGCAGCGCCUCACCUCGGAGGAGCUGAGGCACGGAGCGGCCUUCACCUCCCGCUACCAGGACGCCACGCUGCACAUCCACCACUACAGCAACGGGGUGGUCACGGUGAACUGUGCUCGGCUGAUCAAACCCGACCAACACGCCACCAACGGCAUCGUGCACGUUGUGGACCGCGUCAUCACCGCCGUCUCCAACAGCGUGCACGCGCUCAUCGACGUGGACGACGACCUAGAGACGCUGCGCACGGCGAUAGCGGCCGCAGGUCUCACCGCCAUGCUGGAGGCCGACGGCCAGUACACCGUCUUCGCCCCCACCAACGACGCCUUCGAAAAGAUUCCUCCGGAGACCCUGAACCGGAUCCUGGGGGACCCCGUGGCCCUGAGAGACCUGCUGAACUACCACAUCCUGAAGCACAUGCAAUGCUCCGAGGCCGUGGUGGCGGGGACCCCCAUGGAGACGCUGCAGGGCGCCGUGCUGGAGGUGGGCUGCGACGGGGACCGGCUGACCCUCAACGGCAGAGCCAUCGUCACCAAGAGGGACCAGCUGGGCACCAACGGGGUCCUGCACUACAUCGACGAGCUGCUGGUGCCCGACUCAGUCAAAGUUCUGCUGGAGCUGGCUGAGGAUUCAUCCGUUGCCACGGCGACCAGGCUGUUCGUGGAGGCGGGGCUAUCCUCCCACCUGACGGGCUCCGAGGCGCUGACCAUGCUGACCCCGCUGAACGACGCCUUCAAGGCCCCCUCCUUCUGGGCCCUGUCCCGGGCCCUGGGCCCCGGGGCCCCCCCCGCUUUCUCUUGGUUCCGGCCCCGUCCCCGGCCCCCCCGGGCCCCUGGCCGCCUGGCCCCCCCGGGCCCCCGGCCCCUGGCCCCCCCCUUUUCCCCUGGCCCCCCGGGCCCCCCCGGUCCCCCGUCUCCCGGUUCUCCCCGGGCCCCUUGGCCGAAUCUCUGCAUUGAGAACGUUUGCAUCGCCGCUCACGACAAGACGGGACGCUACGGCAGCAUGUUCACGGUGGACCGGGUCCUCACCCCCCCCACCGGGACCAUCAUGGACCUGCUGAAGGCCGAGGACCGCUUCAGCCUCCUGGUGGGCGCCGUGCAGACCACCGGCAUGACGGAGCUCCUGAACCAGCAGGGGGCGCUCACCUUCUUCGCUCCCACCAACGACGCCUUCAACGCUCUUCCUCAGGCGGAGCGCCAGCAGCUGAUGAGUGACCCUCAGCAGCUGUUGGCGGUGCUGCGGCUCCACCUGGGGGAGGGUCUGCUGGUCAGUGGAGGAGUCGGCUCUCACACCAGAGUCCAACCUCUGGAGGGAGAGAAGCUGGAGCUGGGCGUGCGUAACUACACCGUGUUCGUCAACAAGGUCCCGGUAGCCGCCGCAGACCUGAUGGCGACGAACGGGGUCGUCCACGCCGUCAACAGCCUGGUCCGCCCGCUGCCUCUGAAGCUGGACCGGGAGCAGGCCGAUGGACCGUCCUCCUCCACCGGGGCGGACUCCAGAAGCUUCAGGGACGACGAGAUGUUCCAGAUGGUUCUCCGGAGUCGCUCCAGCCGGACGAUGAGCCAGUAGAACCACGCAGAACAUCGGAGGAACCGAGGGAACCCCCUGAAGUCUGUUCUCACUGAAGUUGGUUUCUGGUUCAUCUGAAACAGAAACCAACUUCAGCCACCGACUGCUGACCCUGACUAGUUCUACCAGUUAAACCAGUCAAACUAGUGCUACCAGUUAAACCAGUCAAACUAGUGCUACCAGUUAAACCAGUCAAACUAGUUCUACCAGUUAAACCAGUCAAACUAGUUCUACCAGUUAAACUAGUUAUACCAGUUAAACCAGCCAAACUAGUUCUACCAGUCAAACUAGUUCUACCAGUUAAACCAGUUCUACCAGUCAAACUAGUUCUACCAGUUAAACUAGUUAUACCAGUCAAACUAGUUCUACCAGUUAACCCAUUCAAACUAGUUCUACCAGUCAAACUAGUUCUACCAGUUAAACUAGAUAUACCAGUUAAACCAGUCAAACUAGUUCUUCCGGUUAAACCAGUCAAACUAGUUCUACCAGUUAAACCAGUCAAACUAGUGCUACCAGUUAAACCAGUCAAACUAGUUCGACCAGUUAAACCAGUUGAAGCAGGCCCAUCCACAGGGAGCUGAUCACUGAUCAAUACUUGUUGACUCUUUGAUCUCUUUGAUGUUGUUUGUAAACAUUAAACGUUGUUGACCAGAAGACACCGUGUGACCUGGUGUAAAGUGUGUUGUUGUUGUUGUGUACUCUGUGUGUUGCUGUGGUCCUGCAGCAUGUCAGCAGGCCUGAGCUCAAACAAACAAACAAACAAAGUUACAUGAUGCAUUUUUUUAGUUUUUUAAAGACGUUUUCUUUGUGUUUUUCAAAUAAAAACUGACUUAUGAGCUUCA